AUGUGGGAGGACCACAGGAUGUCGCAGGGGUGGCAGGAGGCGCGAAUGCAGAAAGAUCGUGGUGAUGAUGACCACCACAAUGGCCUGGGCGACCAGAAACAGCAGAAAACCAUGGCUGACCUUCAUCAAGGUUUUUACAUCGUCCUGUAAACAAACAGCUAUGGUCUCGCGCUCUUUAAGGCAUGUCUAGCGGUUCAGGUGGUUCUCAGCAGAGCGGUCUGCCCCCCAGCCCGUCAGCAGCGAGUGCCAUCUCCUCACCCAAGGCAGCAUCCCGCGGCCGGCUCUCCCUCGCCGACCGCUCCCCACUCGCCCGGGGGCAUACGACUGCCGGUAGAACAGAAUCCAGUACAGUACGGGGAGAUGGCCGCACAGCCACGGGGUCUUCCUCGGCCGCUGCUGCUGCUGCUGCGCCCGAUGUGGGUGCUGCCAGUGCUGCGGGCAUUGCAAGAGGACUUGCACCGGAGGACAGGGAGAGGGCUGAGAGGAUCAUGAAGCGACUGCAGGUACAAAUGAGGACGCGUCGAGGGAUGGAUGGAUGGAUGGAUGGAUGGAUGGAUCUGUUGUUGUUGGGACUCGUUCUUGCUGCAGGAGCAGCAGGCGGCUGUGGCUCAGAGCCGCAGUGCGCAGCACAUCAUCCGGAGCGACUCUGAGCAGCGGCGGGGUGGGCGUGGGAAUGAUGUCUUUCACACCCCUCGUGGGGAUGAUGAGGAUGAGGAGCCGUCGCAGUUCGCCCGUGUCAGGUUCCGCGACAGGACGAGCUACUUCUGCGACAGGAGUGCCAUCCAUCGCAUGACCAUCUUCCUCGCAUUCGCACUCGCCACCGUGGCCCUGCUGCACAUGAAGGACUCAUUCGGCUAUGAUAUUCGCUGGUGCGUGCAGCGGGAGGGGCGGGGGGGAGAGGAGAGAGGUGGCGUGCACAUGGCGUGUUGUGUGUCGUGGGUUGGUUGUCAGGGACCAUUUGGUGCUGCUGUGGGCCGUCAACCGAGUGGUGGAGUACAUCGAGAUCACCGCCAUGACCGCCCGAACCUUCUGGCUGUACACCUCUCACGGCCGCGACCCACCUGGCCCGCCACACGCACACUCCCAGCUGGCGCUGGGCAGACUGCUGAUCCUGUUUCUGGAGCUGACGACGGCCGCCAUGCUGGUGGUGGAGAUACAGACACAGAAGUUCGGCAGCUAUGUCAUGUGCGGCUAUGGGUGGCUGAACGGGUACGGGGAAGAGUGUGGGAGAAUGGGGCCCACGCUGCUGGCUUUGCCUUUCUUUGGGUGGGUCUUUGUAUGCAGUCGUCUUGUUAAUGCGGCGCUGCACAUCAACGUGAUGAGUCAGUGUAAGUUCUACAUCCCCGACACGCACCACCUCAUCACAGCGAUAGUCGUAUGGAUCGGGUAAGCUAUUACAUCAAUACACACACACACACACACACACACACAUGAACACACGGCUGCACUGGGGGAUGGACGUCUGUCUGUGUGCAUUUGCAGAGUGGCGGCGGCGAUGAAGCUCGAUGGUUGGCGCAUCAGCUGGGUGGUCGUACUCGUGUAAGCCACACACCUUCCCACCCCUUCCCACCCCAAGCACAGGGCAACCCAGUGACAUCCUCCCAUUCCUUGUCUGCCUGCCUCAAUUGCAGUUGGCAGAACUUCGCUGUCGGCGCAUUUCUCGGCGAAGAACUGCUGCACGUAAGCAGCCAGCCAUCACACACAUCAACACACACGCGACCCCAUCCACCUCUGCUCUUAACGGGCGCAUUCAGAUCUUGCAAGCCAAGUUGAGUCGGUUCAGCGGCGCGCCGGACAGCACGCCCGAACAGGCCAAGCAGCUGUUCUUCUCGCGGCUGUGUGUGGUGCUGGAGGAGCUGCCGUGGCUGGUGCUCAUUGUGGCGGCCCUGUGGUGGCACAUCAUGCUGCUCAUGUGGCUGCAGUUCCAGACCAACUUCUACAGGCUGGCCUAUAUGGCUUACCCCGUGUUGGGCUUCUUUUUCCUGGCGUUUGCCUACCAGUGCCUCGUCUACCGGUGCGGCGGCAAAGACACAGACAGAGACACAGCAAUGAAUGCGUGUGUGUGUCAGGAUGCUCGGCCCCCGGGCGCCAGAGUACCUGACAAGAGGGCAUUGAGACACUGUAGUCAAUUGUGGACAUGUCUCUCUCUCCCUCCCUCUCUCUCUGUGUAUGUGUCUGUGUGUGUCUCCCAGCUGGACGGCCUUCGGCGUAAACCCUCGACGAUUCCUCCCCUCCUUAUACAUCCGACCCAGAUAUGUCAAAGUGAGCAGCAGAAAGCCACAAAUGGAUCCUCUGCCACGAAAUACAUGUCACGUCUCUCUUGGCUAUCUAUCAUUCAGAAGCACAACGCCUGUUACCUGAGGUACAGCGGCCCCAUCCCCCGCCCCAUGGCAGCAGUGGGCGACAUCGAGAGCCAGACCCUGCCGCUGCCGGCCGGCAGGGAGGAGGAAGGGGCCGUGUCUAAGUCUGAAAGCCAAAUAUCGGAAUCAGGUCCGGUGGGCGCGCAGCGACGGGAGUGGAGAUGACCACCAAAGGAUGUGUGUGUGUGUUGUGUCUCGGGCAGAGAAUGGCGAGGACGCGUGUAUCGUUUGUCGCGCGGCCAGGGCCAACGGGAUCAUAAUGGAGUGCGGACACUCCGCAUGUACGCCGGCCGGCCGAUGGGACACACACGGGGGCUGCAGGCAUCGUUUUUGUGUAUUCGUAUGUGUAUGUGUAUGUGUCAGGCUGCUACACUUGUGCGCGCCAGAUAUUCAUCACUGACCAGAAAUGCCAUUACUGCAGACAGGUCAGUGGUGGCCACAAUGCAUUCAUCCCAUGCGGCCCUCAUCCAUCCACUCCACGUGUGUGGUGGUGUGUGUGGUGUCAUGUGUGCAGCCGUCAACGUUCUUUCACAAGAUUGAUCUGAAUCCCGUGGCCCCCGGCAUAUACAGAGUCAUCAAAUAAGGCAAUGCAGUGCAAUGCAAUGCGUGUGUGAGUGAGGGCAUCCAGCUGUGUGGCAUUGCGUUGCGCCAUGUGUAAUCAGUCAGUCCAUGUGGCGAGUAUGUGCACACACAUACAGUAAGGAAUUCGUUGGGACCUACGGAUGGAUGGAUGGACCGUCGGACCAACCAAUAGUAGACAUGUGGGUCGAUGCGUGUGUAUGUGUGGGAAAGGCCAUUCAAGUGUUGUACAGCCAAAACCUUCGUCCAAAAAGUCUUUAUUCGACUAAUCCUGCCUGCCUG
Vitrella brassicaformis is the source of this 3221-nucleotide messenger RNA. NCBI's taxonomy places the organism in Eukaryota, Vitrellaceae. The record is from the annotation of a GenBank genome assembly.